Molecule: messenger RNA, 3822 nt
Organism: Physcomitrium patens
Lineage: Eukaryota; Viridiplantae; Streptophyta; Bryopsida; Funariales; Funariaceae
Source: RefSeq, a predicted model, not a curated record
GCGUCAUCCCAUUUGAUUUCUUGUGUGUCGCCGAUCUCGAGCUUUUAGAGGCAGCGGCUGUCGAAUGGCGAAGCUGGGUAAUGACGGGCGUGGAGAAGUUCGUCUCCUGCCCGCGGAGAGGGUGGAAAUGGAACUGUGAGGAAUGAGGGGGAGUUGGAAACCGUUUCAACCAGGGUUAGGGUUUCGAGGUUCGAAAACCGUGGUGGGAGGGAGGGGGGGAAGGAGAGAUGAGUGGCUUCGGGGUGUGGUACAUCUCGAUGAUGGAGAGUCGGAAGGUGAUCUUGGUGGUUGAAGAGGAUGAUGCUCAGCACUCUGAUUUUCGUGUUGUUUUUUUAGGACUAUUCAUGAUUUUUCCGGCUCCGGGAAGUGGAUUGCUGUCAUUUAGAGCCCGUCGUUGAACAACGUAGUCGAAUGAGCUUUUCUCAUACUGUGGUUCAACAGGCUGACUCAGAUGCGCUAGAUGAAGCUGGCAAAGGAGGAGUUUGACUACAACACAGGAUUGAGUGGGUUUCGUCUGGAGAGAGGUGCAUGCAUGAUUGUAUUAUUGUAGAAAUGUGUAAUGUAAAGGAGUGACUUGUGUGCCUGACCUGCGCUGCCAAACAGACAAACUGUGGGUUUUAGGGUAAGUUGCACUGGUACGAAAUUGUGGUAAUCCGUCGUAGAAUGCAUUAAAGGCCUCUGAAUCUGUUCCAGGUAAUUAGACGAAUGUCACUAUUCUCGAAAAUUCGAGUGAUCACUUUUUGUUGAAGUGGGAUAGUAAAUGUUUUAUUUUUGUUUUUAGGAUUAGUAGCGAUCCAAUGCAUGUAGUGAAUACGCCAGCAUAGUGAGACUUAUCCAGAUUGUGGCGAGCGCAUUCCGCAGUGAUUAUUAUGCCAUUCGGUCUUCAUAAUGAAGCCGAGUUACUGCAUUCAUGAAGCUGUUUAGUCUAUGAUCUAUCAUAAUGCACACACUGUUUCGUUAACAGUGGUUCUGGUUCAUGAAUCUUUAUAACGUUUCUGCAAUUGGUGACUUGAUACACAUGUCAAAAUUAAAAACCAUAGUUCAGCCUUCUCAACCUCAAGUAUGAAUCCAAACUUGAAGUUAAAGCUCAGACAUUAGUUGUUGAAUGUUUGCCUUUCUAUAUUAUCCGUCAUUCAGAAUAUCUUUACCAUUGUAGUUGAUGGAAUUGUGAAUCUGCUGCAGGUCAGUACUGUUGUUGCUCAACAUAAUCAGAGGCCAUGGUUUGCGGUAGUGGUUUGUGUUUAUUACACGCACGCUGUUCUGUUUUCUUAGAUGAGUUGCUAGAUAUGGUCUAGUCAGUGACUUCUGGUGUGACAAACUUGUUGAACUUCGUUGUAGGGUGCACACGCUUGGCUCGAAGAUGCUCUGGAAUAGUAUAAUUAGGUGAUGGUUGUUGUGAAGAACUUCAAUUGCACUUGAGAAAGGCUGUGUGGAGUGAUUGGUUACUGCCACUACCCAGUGCACUAUCAUUCGGAGAUGCUCGGGGAUUGAAGUGGGCAGAUAACGGAGUCCACUGGCCGUCUUUUGAGCAGUUGAAGCAAACAUUCAACUUGUGCACAGCAGAUAGUAGAUAACUUGAAACAUCAUGACUGUGUGCCUUGCAUCAGCGGGAUCCAUUCAGUAGCACUAGACUUGGCUGUUCAAGUGACAGUAUUUCAGAAAUGGGAAACUCGGAGUUCGCACAACUUUCACAACAAACCUAAGCUGUUCACAUUUCAUUAUUACGAAUCAAGGUUCAAGGAUUCUCAGAAAGCUAGCAUUAGAACACCACAAAGUGUUAAAUCACUAACCAACUCUGCAUCACUCCAUGUCGAAUCGUAAGUUUUUUGACACCAAGGUGAACAGCAUCGGAUUAGAGACCACGGUAGAGAUCUACGAAAGGGCAAACACGAGAACCCAGCGACUCGAUUGGUAUCUGGAUCUUCAGAGUUUCUAUCUCUGGCGCAUCGCCUCGGAAAAGAGUCCAAUGGCCGUCCAUUGAUACCCGAGAGAUACACGCGUGAUUCGAGCAUCGUCGUGUGGAAGCUGCCGACCCGGCGUUUUGGGGGGCGGGGUCGUCGUCGUCUUGGAGGUCGCUCUCUGUCGACGAUGGGUCUCGACUACUACUCUAGCAGCAGCUGCGUCACGCCGGAGCUCGCUUGCUGGGAAUAGGUGGAACGUAGCGCAGCUCGUUUGUUCAAAUAGGUGGAGUUCAGGUCUUCAGUUGUAGUGGUAGGCGUGAAGUUCUGCAGGAUUGUUUCGACGGGAGUAUGCUAUAGUGAGGUUGGCAGCUAUUCGGUACCAACUGAAGUGAUGGUGCUGCUGUUGCUUUUAAGCUUCAAUUGACUUUUUAUUUCACAACCAUGUUGUAAAGAUAAAGGGGCAUCAAAGGCGAAGCUUUGCAAAGUUAAGAGAUUGAAGAUGCGUGUGAAGCAGAUGUUGCGAAAGUGCCUCCUGCUGGUGGUUCUUGCGUCUUCUCUUGUGCUUGUCUGCGAGGGUAGCGAUGGCGACCAGCGCCCUCGUUACAGGGAAUGCGUGAAAGGAUGUGAGCAGACUGGGUGUGUAGAUGGCCAGUGCUACAACAGCUGCAACUUCCAAGUGAAUGUUGACUUGGAGGGCAAUAUUCUUCCCAAAAAAGCGCAGAUCAAUUCUCCUCAUGAGAAGUUCCUUAAGGAGCCGCUGUACUUGCGAUGGAAGAAGUGGGACUGCAUCAGUGAGUGCCGCUACCAAUGCAUGCUUCGUGAAGAAGCAGACUCAGAGGUUCCGGUUAAAUACCAUGGCAAAUGGCCGUUCGUUCGCAUUUUCAGCCUCCAGGAACCCGCCUCAGUAGCGUUCUCUGUGUUGAAUCUGCUGGUGCACUUCCAAGGGUUUUCUUCGUUUCUGGUUCUCCUGUACUAUAAGCUCCCAUCCCGUGCGAAGGGUCCCUUUUACGAAUAUGUGGGGCUUUGGACCAUUUAUGGUCUCCUAUCCAUGAAUAGCUGGAUUUGGAGCACCGUUUUUCAUUCGAGAGAUAUGACAUUCACUGAAAUGCUGGAUUAUUCAUCAGCUAUUGCUUUGAUUGGUUACUCUUUGAUGCUUGCCAUCAUUCGAACUGGGAACCUUCGAUCUGAAGCGGCUCGUGUAAUGGUGGCAGCUCCUAUAAUUGCCUUCAUCACCACUCACAUUUUGUACCUCAAUCUUUAUAAGUUCGAUUAUGGAUUAAACAUGAUCGUCUGCGUGGUGAUAGGCGUAGCCCAGCUGUUGAUUUGGUCAACGUGGGGGUUUAUCACGAGACAUCCAGCUCGUUUCAAACUCUGUACUGUAGUCUUCGGAGCUGCUUUUGCCAUGCUCUUGGAAGUCUUCGAUUUUCCACCCCUGUGGGGUAUUUUUGACGCCCACGCCAUAUGGCAUGGUGCUACUCUUCCCAUCACCUACCUGUGGUGGAGUUUCAUCAAGGACGAUGCAAUAUACAGAACCGAAAUGCUGGUUAAGAAGAACCUAACAUCCUCAGGCUCUUUUUCAGAAGCUGAAACAAGGAAAACACAAUAAUGUUUUUUUUGUGGAAACCGCAGUAACUUCUUAAUAGUUGGACCGCCACUUUUCUGAUUGGCAGUUUGAAAGAGUUACGAAAUAAUUAUCAUCUGGAUAGACUUGCAUUAGAGAUGGGGCAUGAAUGACGUGACUGUAGUAGUGCUACGGAAGAAAGCCAUUUCGUCGUCCAGCACUGUGUAGAUUGCCUUAUUGCACAAUAUAUUAUCAUCCACUGUUACCUUAAUAGCAGAUGCCAGGCGAGACUUUUGCUUGUGUUAAAUAGUCAUUUAGCGUUUUCUUUUGUUUCAUUCGUAUUUAUUCAUUUUUUUCCUA